Messenger RNA from Balaenoptera acutorostrata (minke whale), 650 nucleotides. It is a transcript of the gene FAM240C, whose product is annotated as family with sequence similarity 240 member C. Bases 276 to 617 code for a protein of 113 amino acids. Lineage: Eukaryota; Metazoa; Chordata; Mammalia; Artiodactyla; Balaenopteridae. The record is from RefSeq and is a predicted model, not a curated record. The transcript has 4 exons.
GCGCUUUGGGGUUAGUCACGCAGCCGCGUAAACCCCGACCCAACAAGCCAGCAGCCUCGGAGACUUAAAGUUGUUUUAAGGGAUCUGCUGCCGGUCUCCAGGCUCUGGUUUCUUCUUUCGUUUUUCACCAUCUCCUUCUCCCACACGGCGCCUGGGUCCAGCUCUGGCCACAGAUGUGAGCAGCUGUCCCUAUGGCCAGCCCUCUGUCCUGAGGGUCAACCAGUGUCCAGAGCACAGAAGUUGCUCCCCAGUACUCACGCCCACGUACACAGAAAAUGAGUAAAAGCUACACCUUGAAGAAUCCGGGAAGGGUAUCCUAUGAUGCUGGGAUGAUAAAAAUGUUUUGGGAGAAAAAAAUCGAGCUUCACACUAAACAGCUGCAGAACGAGGACAUGAGGAUGCGCAGGAGUGCCCUGGACAGGCUCCGCAGCGAGUGGGCUCGGAAGCUGGAGACGCGGAAUCAGACGAUGCUGAGCCGCCAGGAGGCGCCCCCUGGCCCGCCCCUCCCGGCGCCCCCGACCAGCCCGCAGCCUGAGGCCCGACCUGCUUCCCCCGACGGCCCCGCCGUGGCCCCCGCGCCAGCAGAACCGCUUUGCAGUUUCGUGUCUCUAGCGUGAUGCAAGCACCCAAUAAAAUCUAAGCUAAGUGGA